This is a messenger RNA of Pelagomonas calceolata, 2392 nucleotides long. The record is from the annotation of a GenBank genome assembly. Lineage: Eukaryota; Pelagophyceae; Pelagomonadales; Pelagomonadaceae.
AUGUCGCUGCCAACCGGGCGCCGCAAGGGCACCUGCUCGCUGUGGCUGAAGCGCAACUGGGUCCUGCUGUCGCUUUUGGGCCUGGCGCUGGCCUCCGCCGCGCUGAGCGUUUUGCUCUACCUGGAACCAUGCGACAAGAAGACGCAGUACGACACGCACAACACGUCGUCCGUCAUCAACGUCACGAGCUACGCGAAUCGCACCGUUUUAGAGAACGUGCGGCUCCGGCGCAGAAAUCUCAACAGUACCCGCGCGGCGGCCGCGGCGAUGGCGUGCCCCGACGCGCCCCGUCGCAGGUUACGGUCUACGAGACGGUCAUUGAGUUGGAAAACAUCACGACGACGCAGAACGUUAGCUUCCUUGUUAAUAACACGGUACGCUACAACGCCACGUACAACAUGUCGUACGACGUGUCGCGAAAUGUUAGCUAUGACGUCGUUUACAAUCAGACCUACAAUAUUACGUACAACACGACCGUGAACGUGACCGAGUACGUCAACACGACCGUGAACGUGACCACGACGUACAACGUGAGCACGCACCAGCCCCUCGACGUGGUCCUCGCGCUCGACGCGUCGCGGUCAGUGACUCGGAGCAGGAACUCAACUCGAAUGUGAAUGAGACCACAUUGUUCAACGCAGGUCCGUCUCGGACGCGGACUUUGUCGCGGAGAACCGCGCCAGCCGCGAAUUACUAAAGGGCCUCCGCGACUCGCUGACGGGCGACUUGCACGCGGGCGUCGCCGUCUGGGCGGUCGACGGCGUGUCGCGGCGGGAUUUGACAUCAAUUGCCAACGCGACGGAAAUUGAUGAAAUGGAGGACGUCGCCCGGCUGCCCUACUGCGCGGCCGUCCCGCCGCCCUAUUCGGAGCAGGCCGAGACCUACUCAAACUACUUCUGCGUGGGCGACCCGUCAGCGACUCGGAGCAGGAAUGAAUUUGAACUUGCCGGGGUCGCGUCGAUGGCGUCAAUUUGUCGUUCAACGCAGGCCGGCCGUCCAAGAUGAGGACCACGCCUACGACCUGCGCCACGACGCCUCGCAAGUCUGGGGCCUCACCACGGGCACGUACUACGCCCAAGCUUUACUCAGGUGCCACGACGCGCUGAUACCACAGAACGACGCCUUCCGGCUCUGCGUCGUCGUGACGGACGGCCAGAUCGACGAAGAUAGAUACGCGCAAUGUGUCGAUGACGUACGUCAACCGACGAUGACCUACACGGCGAAUAUGACUGGAGACUACUACGACGCGGGCACCGAGAUUUAUAAGGACGACUGCGGCUGGCACGCGAGCGUGCGGUGGAUCGCGCCGGGGGCCUACGCCUUCUGCCAAAGCCAUUCCAUAGCGGAGUGCACCGUCGACGCCAUUGCCGCUACUCUGAAGGCCAACGGCAUUAAAGUCCUCAGCGUCCUCGUGAGCGAGAACAACGAUUUAGAACCAUACGUCGAGCGGAUGGCCGCGCUCGCGUCGUGCGACGGCUACGAGGUGGCGAGCUGCCCCUACAUCGUCGAGGAGGCGGACUUCGCUUCUUUAACAGACGCGGCCUCGACGAUCGCCGGGGACGUCGCUUUGAACGUGGAGCUGCGCACUUCUGUUGUAGAGGAGACGAUUUCCGUAGAAACGACUUUACCAAUUGUCGUGCCGCGGCAGCGCCUCCAUGAGGAGGAGGUGACCGAGACCGUCACGCGGCAGGAAACGAUUAGUGUGGUCGAGCCGGAGGUCCGCCAGGAGACGCGCCAGGAGAUUAGUGUGUCCACUGUGAUCGAGACGACGCAGGAGGAGAUUACAAGGGAGGUCGAGGUCGAGUCCAUUGAAACUAGAACAUCGGAAGAACUCGUCACGCUCACCGAGGAGCACGUCCAACCCAUGGAGAUCACGGAGGAGACCGUGACGCAAAAGACGAUCUGCACCGGUUCGCCAAUUUCGUUCUCGCUGUUGGUGCUGGCGUUGCCGUUGUUGGCCUACCUGUUCCUCAAACCAAUCCUGAACUGCCUCGAGAACUGCUGCUGCCCCUACUACGACGAUGAGGAGGAUUUGCUGGUCAUGCACGCGAAUCCGGCGUUCGGCAUCGACCAGGAGGAUUUGUCAAGGGCGCGGCCCAUGCGCCGCCGGUCGACGAUCGACAAGUUGCUGACGCGAGCUAAACACCUGCGGAAGAAGAAGCAUGUGGGCGCGCCCCUCUCGCCCCUGCGCACGGCCUCACCCAAAAGUAAUGAAGAGCCCCGCCGCCGGAGCGCCCCGUUAUUGGCGAGAGACGCCGACACGGACUGGUCCUCGGGCGUCGCCGCGGUCUACGACGGCGACGACUGGCAGGAGUCCGUGGCCGACUUCGUCAUCAACUUGGUGUGUUGCCGCUUCUGCCGCAAGGCCCCCGAGGAGUUCGAGGCCGUCUGA